This is a messenger RNA of Anoplophora glabripennis (Asian longhorned beetle), 1651 nucleotides long. RefSeq lists its product as uncharacterized. The record is from RefSeq and is a predicted model, not a curated record. Lineage: Eukaryota; Metazoa; Arthropoda; Insecta; Coleoptera; Cerambycidae. The transcript is spliced from 6 exons. The coding region runs from base 219 to 1085 and encodes 288 amino acids.
AUCUUGUAUGCUUGGGAGUGACUAAAAGACUUCUUCAAUUUUGGGUUAAAGGUGAUAUUUCCCAAAGAUUUCCGAAAGUUGUGCUAGAUAAAAUUAGUACUUUUUUUGUUUCUUUAAAAUCUUAUAUUCCUGUGGAAUUUGAAAGAAAACCUAGGUCUCUGCUAGAAGUGGAUAGGUGGAAAGCCACGGAAUUUAGGCUGUUUUUACUGUACCUUGGCAUGGUCACCCUCAAAGACAUUCUGCCACAACAAAAAUAUAUACACUUUUUGACAUUAUGUUGUGCAAUCAGACUGUUAUCUAUGGACUUGUGUCAGGAAUAUAAUGAAUAUGCCAAGAAGUUAUUGAUAAACUUUGUUAAAAAUUAUGAUUCAUUAAAAGAAGCAAAAAAAAGGAGCAAAAAAGAAGUUAGUACUGAUGAUGAGCAGCUUGGAAAAGGAUUUCGCGCUCCAAAACCGAAGGAUUAUUAUAGCCCUGAUACAUCCGUGCCGAGGAGAAGAAUGGACAAGGAUCAAUAUGAAUUUCCACCUACAUUGGAAAGUAUGAAUAAUUGUGUUGCACCCGUAACAGUAGAGAGAAUGAACUCGUUUUUACCUGGGGAACAUUAUGUGAAUACUGUUAUUAGUAAUCGGCAGAAUCAUAUAGAUAUAGUAGAACCUACUAAUCUUGAAUCUGUGAAUUCUGAAGAAACACUCUUGACCGAGUUAGGUGUACUCUCUGAUGCAGAUGAAAUAUCAUCUUCAGGUCGUUCAGCAGCAAAAGUUGAUCGUCUUGAAGAAAAGUUUGAUAAAAUUAUUGAAAUCUUGAGUGAACACAAGUUAAUGCUUGAAGAAUUAAUGGGGCAGUGUCAAAAGGAAAAAUCCUCACUAGAGCCUUUUGCAUUUGAUCUCCCUUUGGGUAACUUAGAAGACAUAAUGUCUCUGGAAGGAAAACUGGCAGACAAAACAUUUCUUGCACUAUUUGUGAAGGAUUUGGAAAAUGUUGGUGGCAAUGGGCCAAAGGAUUUUGUCUGUCGACUUUUGAAAACUGUUUUCACCAACCAGCUGGGUGAAUUGUGUUCCUGGACAGGAGUACCAUGCUGUUUAUAAAAAGUUUGAAAUAUCUAAGAAGGAUUUUGAUGUCCAUGUCAAGGAUUGGCUACGAAAUUCGAAGCAAAGAAGAAUAAGGGAGGAAAGUAAAGGGGAAAAAAAUAAUAUACUUCCAACUUUAGAUGUUUAAGGGCUGCCGUUAACUUAGACUUAUGACGUAAGCGGCUGGUUGACAUUCCCUUAAUUUAUGCCGUUAACCUGAUCGGAUAUAUAUUUAUAUUUUACGGAUAUGGAAAAAUUUUUGUAUUUGAUAGCUUUGAAGGCAGUAAACGUCUUUCUUUUAUUUUAUUUCAACAACAGCAAACUUAUUUGACUUUUAGAUUCAUUAUAUACUUAUCAAAGUGGUCUUUAAAUCCAAGAAAAGAUGUAAAUUCAAUAUAAUGUACAGGAUGCUCCACUUUAAAUAAUAACGUUAUGGAGCAUCCUAUAUAAUCUAAAAUGUGAGAAAUUUGAUCUGGUGCAAACUUUUUUUAAAAACACUUGUUUAUUAGGUUAACCGUAAGUGAGCUGAACUUUGUUACACUAAUGGGUCACUCUGUAUAUGAAUAUAUUUUUCCUUUAAAAUA